Zingiber officinale is the source of this 357-nucleotide messenger RNA. RefSeq names its product glycine-rich protein 23-like. Bases 1 to 357 code for a protein of 118 amino acids. Lineage: Eukaryota; Viridiplantae; Streptophyta; Magnoliopsida; Zingiberales; Zingiberaceae. The record is from RefSeq and is a predicted model, not a curated record. The transcript has a single exon.
AUGGACAGGCUGUGGGCAGUGACCAUUGUGCUUGUGCUUGCUCUGGCACUUGCUCCUGCAAGAGCCAGGAAUGCGCCUGGCCACCGUGUUACCACGGCUGGUACCACCACCACCACAGUGCUGACCAGUGGUGGAGCUACUGCUGGUGCUGUUGGUGCAGGCCUUGGAGACAAGAAGAACAUACCCUUCUUAGGAAUCGGUGGCAUGCCUGGCGGCUUGCCGAGCUUCGGAAACAUGGGUAGUUUUGGAGGCUCAUCGGGACUAGGCGGGCUUGGAGGAGGCUUCGGUGGGCUCGGUGGUCUUGGUGGUGGCUCUGGUGGUGGCUUCGGCGGUGGUGGCGGAGGCAUCCUCCCAUGA